Messenger RNA from Agelaius phoeniceus (red-winged blackbird), 2566 nucleotides. RefSeq names its product potassium voltage-gated channel subfamily Q member 4 (gene KCNQ4). Gene Ontology annotation, molecular function: voltage-gated potassium channel activity. The record is from RefSeq and is a predicted model, not a curated record. NCBI's taxonomy places the organism in Eukaryota, Metazoa, Chordata, Aves, Passeriformes, Icteridae. Gene Ontology annotation, cellular component: voltage-gated potassium channel complex; membrane. Gene Ontology annotation, biological process: potassium ion transmembrane transport.
AUGAGGCUGGGACACGCUUUGGGAUGCCGCUCGGUGCAGGGCGCAGUUUGGGAUGAGCUGCGGGACGCGGGUUGGGAUGCGGUGCCCCAGGACUCUGCCCGUCCCCAGCAGCGCCCCGCACACACCCGGGCGGUGACAGCCGCGCCCCCCCCGCCCCGCACGGCGCUUUCCCCGCCCGCCCCGUCCCGCGGAGCCCCGGGGGCGGGGGCCAGGUACGGCGGGGCGGGCCGGCCCGGCGGGGGAGGGCCCGCAGCCGGCGGCGGGCAGCUAAAGGCAGGUGGCGGCCCCGGGAGCGGCCCCGGGCUGGCUCGGGGGUCCCGCGGCGGCCGGGGCCAUGCGGAGGGCGGCGGCCUGAGCGGGGCGGCCAUGGCCGGGGCGGCGGCGGCGGGCGGGGAGCGGCGGGCGGCGCUGACGGCGGUGCGGACCGAGGGCUCGGAGGGGACCCCCGGCCCCCCCCCGCCGCCGCCGCCGCCCCCUCCCCGCCGCCGGGGGCUGCUGCUGGCGGGGCCGCGCCCCGGGGCCGCCCCCCGCCCCGCCGGGGCCCCGCGCUGCUGCCGCCGCCGCCUCCAGAACUGCCUGUACAACGUGCUGGAGCGGCCCCGCGGCUGGGCGUUCAUCUACCACGUCUUCAUAUUCCUCCUCGUCUUCAGCUGCCUGGUGCUGUCGGUCUUCUCCACCAUCCAGGAGCACCAGAAACUGGCCAACGAGUGCCUCUUCAUCCUGGAGUUUGUGAUGAUCGUGGUGUUCGGCAUGGAGUACAUCAUCCGCGUGUGGGCCGCCGGCUGCUGCUGCCGCUACCGCGGCUGGCGCGGGCGCUUCCGCUUCGCCAGGAAACCCUUCUGCGUGAUAGAUUUCAUCGUCUUCAUCGCCUCGGUGGCCGUCAUCGCCGCGGGCACGCAGGGAAACAUCUUUGCCACGUCGGCGCUGCGCAGCAUGCGCUUCCUGCAGAUCCUGCGCAUGGUGCGCAUGGACCGCCGCGGCGGCACCUGGAAGCUGCUGGGCUCCGUCGUCUACGCCCACAGCAAGGAGCUCAUCACCGCCUGGUACAUCGGCUUCCUGGUGCUCAUCUUCGCCUCCUUCCUCGUCUACCUGGCCGAGAAGGACGCCAACGUGCAGUUCGCCACCUACGCCGAUUCCCUGUGGUGGGGCACGGCCCCCGGCUGCUGUGCCCCCGGGCAGGUGACCCUGACCACCAUCGGCUACGGGGACAAAGCACCGCAGACGUGGCUGGGCCGGAUGCUGGCGGCCGGAUUCGCCCUGCUCGGCAUCUCCUUUUUCGCCCUGCCCGCCGGGAUCCUGGGCUCCGGUUUUGCCCUUAAAGUGCAGGAGCAGCAUCGGCAGAAGCACUUUGAGAAGAGGAGGACUCCAGCAGCCAACCUGAUCCAGGCUGCCUGGCGCCUGUACUCCACGGACGCCAGCCGGGGCUACCUGACGGCCACCUGGUGUUACUACGACAGCCUCCUGCCCGCCUUCAGAGAGCUGGUCCUUAUGUUUGACCACUUGCACCGGGUCCGCAACGGAGGAUUUAGGAACUCAGAGGUGAAAAAAUGGCCUGACAGAGCCCCACCACCCUAUCACUGCUCCACCCCUGCCCAGAAAAGCUUCAGCCUGGCCGUGUGUUCAGGGGAAAGCUGGAAUGAGGAGGACGCGCAGCCCCACAGGUGUUUACGCCUCAGCAACAAGAUGGCCAUCAAGGAGCGGAUCCGGCUGAGCAGCUCGCAGCGCCAGGGCGGCCGCGGCCGCCAGCAGCAGCAGCAGCACCUGGGCCCGCCCCUGCACCGCUCCCCCAGCACCGAGGACAUCCCUGAGGCCUCCAGCCCCAGCAAGGUGCAGAAAAGCUGGAGCUUCAACGACCGCACCCGGUUCCGAGCAUCGCUGAGGCUCAAACCGCGGACACCCACUGAGGCCGACUGCCCACCAGAGGACAGCGGUGAGGAGAGGAGCUCCCCAUGCGAGCUGACCUUCGAGGACAUCAUGCCAGCCGUGAAAACCCUGAUCCGGGCUGUCAGGAUCCUGAAGUUCCUGGUGGCCAAGAGGAAGUUCAAGGAGACCUUGCGUCCCUAUGACGUCAAGGAUGUCAUCGAGCAGUACUCGGCCGGACACCUGGACAUGCUGGGCAGGAUCAAGAGCCUGCAGACGCGCGUGGACCAGAUCGUGGGCAGGGAUCGGGCGCUCCCAGCGGACAAGAAGGUUCGGGAGAAGGGGGAGAAGCCGGCGCUGGAGGCGGAGCUGGUGGACGAGCUCAGCAUGAUGGGGCGCGUGGUCAAGGUGGAGCGGCAGGUGCAAUCCAUCGAGCACAAGCUGGACCUGCUGCUCGGCCUCUACUCGCAGUGCCUGCGCAAGGGCUCCAGCAACUCCUUCAGCCUGGCCGCGGUGCGGGCGCCGCCCGGCGAGCCCGACGUCACCUCGGACUAUCACAGCCCCGCGGAGCACGAGGACAUCUCCGCGUCUGCACAGACCCUCAGCAGCUCCAGGUCGGCCAGCGCCAACAUGGACUGAGCAGGAGGCGGCGGGAUGGAGCCGGGGCGAUGGGGGAGCCAGGGCGCUGUCCCCUCGCUGUCCCCUC